CCGGGCACGCUCGGCGGCGCCCAACGAUGACCGCUCCCUGGCGGCGCCUCCGGAGUCUGGUUUGGGAAUACUGGGCCGGGCUCCUCGUGUGCGCCUUCUGGAUCCCAGACUCGCGCGGGAUGCCGCACGUCAUCCGGAUCGGAGGAAUCUUUGAGUAUGCAGAUGGCCCCAACGCCCAGGUCAUGAACGCUGAGGAGCAUGCCUUUCGAUUUUCUGCCAACAUCAUCAACAGAAACAGGACCCUGCUGCCCAACACAACCUUGACUUAUGACAUCCAGAGGAUUCACUUCCAUGACAGCUUUGAGGCCACCAAGAAGGCCUGUGACCAGCUGGCUCUGGGCGUAGUGGCAAUCUUUGGGCCAUCGCAGGGCUCCUGCACCAAUGCCGUCCAGUCCAUCUGCAAUGCCCUGGAAGUGCCUCACAUCCAGCUGCGUUGGAAGCACCACCCACUGGACAACAAGGACACCUUCUAUGUGAACCUCUACCCCGACUACGCCUCACUCAGCCACGCCAUCCUUGACCUGGUCCAGCACCUCAAGUGGCGGUCAGCCACCGUGGUCUACGACGACAGUACAGGGCUCAUCCGGCUGCAGGAGCUCAUCAUGGCUCCAUCAAGAUAUAACAUCCGCCUGAAGAUCCGCCAGCUCCCCAUCGACUCUGAUGACUCACGCCCCCUGCUCAAGGAGAUGAAACGUGGCCGGGAGUUCCGCAUUAUCUUUGACUGCAGCCACACCAUGGCAGCCCAGAUCCUCAGGCAGGCCAUGGCCAUGGGCAUGAUGACCGAGUACUACCACUUCAUCUUCACCACUCUGGAUCUCUACGCGCUAGACCUGGAGCCCUACCGCUACUCAGGGGUGAACCUGACAGGGUUCCGCAUCCUCAACGUGGACAACCCCCAUGUCUCGGCCAUUGUGGAGAAGUGGUCCAUGGAGCGGCUGCAGGCGGCUCCCCGGGCAGAGUCUGGCCUGUUGGAUGGAGUGAUGAUGACCGACGCGGCCUUACUGUAUGAUGCCGUACACAUCGUGUCCGUGUGCUACCAGCGGGCGCCCCAGAUGACGGUGAACUCCCUGCAAUGCCACCGGCACAAGGCCUGGCGUUUUGGUGGCCGCUUCAUGAACUUCAUCAAGGAGGCUCAGUGGGAAGGAUUAACUGGACGGAUUGUUUUCAACAAAACCAGUGGCUUGCGGACCGAUUUUGAUCUGGACAUCAUCAGCCUGAAGGAGGAUGGACUGGAGAAGGUUGGCGUGUGGAAUCCUGCUGAUGGGCUCAACAUCACGGAGGUUGCCAAAGGCCGAGGCCCUAACGUCACUGACUCUCUAACAAACAGGUCUCUCAUCAUCACCACGGUACUGGAGGAGCCCUUUGUCAUGUUCCGGAAGUCUGACCGGACCUUGUAUGGGAAUGACCGGUUCGAGGGCUACUGCAUAGAUCUGCUCAAGGAGCUGGCGCACAUUCUGGGCUUCUCCUACGAGAUCCGACUGGUGGAGGACGGCAAGUAUGGGGCGCAAGAUGACAAGGGCCAGUGGAACGGCAUGGUCAAGGAGCUCAUUGAUCACAAGGCAGAUCUGGCAGUGGCUCCGCUAACCAUCACCCAUGUCCGUGAGAAGGCUAUCGACUUCUCCAAGCCCUUCAUGACCCUCGGCGUGAGCAUCCUGUAUCGCAAGCCCAACGGCACCAACCCCAGUGUCUUCUCCUUCCUCAACCCACUGUCCCCGGACAUCUGGAUGUAUGUGCUCCUUGCCUACCUGGGUGUCAGCUGUGUCCUCUUUGUCAUUGCCAGGUUCAGCCCCUAUGAGUGGUAUGACGCUCACCCCUGCAACCCCGGCUCUGAGGUGGUAGAAAACAACUUCACUCUGCUCAAUAGCUUCUGGUUUGGAAUGGGCUCCCUGAUGCAGCAAGGGUCUGAACUGAUGCCCAAAGCUCUGUCUACGCGCAUCAUCGGGGGCAUCUGGUGGUUCUUCACGCUCAUCAUCAUCUCCUCCUACACGGCCAACCUGGCUGCCUUUCUCACAGUGGAGCGCAUGGAGUCACCCAUCGACUCUGCCGACGACCUGGCCAAGCAAACCAAAAUUGAGUAUGGGGCUGUCAAGGAUGGGGCCACCAUGACCUUCUUCAAGAAAUCCAAGAUCUCCACCUUCGAGAAGAUGUGGGCCUUCAUGAGCAGCAAGCCCUCGGCGCUGGUGAAGAACAAUGAGGAAGGUAUCCAGCGGACCCUGACGGCCGAUUACGCGCUGCUCAUGGAGUCCACCACCAUCGAGUACAUCACCCAGAGGAACUGCAACCUCACCCAGAUCGGGGGCCUCAUCGACUCCAAGGGCUACGGCAUCGGCACGCCCAUGGGCUCCCCAUACCGGGACAAGAUCACCAUCGCCAUCCUGCAGCUGCAGGAGGAGGACAAGCUGCACAUCAUGAAGGAGAAGUGGUGGCGGGGCAGCGGGUGUCCCGAGGAGGAAAACAAGGAGGCCAGCGCCCUGGGCAUCCAGAAGAUUGGUGGCAUCUUCAUCGUCCUGGCCGCUGGCCUGGUCCUGUCUGUGCUGGUGGCCGUAGGCGAGUUUGUGUACAAGCUCCGCAAAACGGCAGAGCGAGAGCAGCGUUCUUUCUGCAGCACCGUAGCCGAUGAGAUCCGUUUCUCCCUCACUUGCCAGCGUCGGGUCAAGCACAAACCACAGGCUCCUAUGAUGGUCAAGACCGACGCUGUCAUCAACAUGCACACAUUCAAUGAUCGCCGGCUUCCAGGCAAAGACAGCAUGACCUGCAGCACAUCAUUAGCCCCCGUGUUCCCCUAGGCACAGGCUGGGUGGGACCACAGGCCUGGGGCAAGGCUGAGGGAAGCAAAGGAGACUGGAAGGAACAGCCCAACCCUCACAUCGAGCUUGGGGACCAGAGCAGCUGCCUGCAUGCUGGGCCAGAAACUCUGCCUUCAUCUACCGGGAAACCAGCAGGCCCUCAGGCCCCUUCUUGGGCUACAUUCUCCCUCUGUCUCUUCUAUGGGUUUCUAAAGCUGCCAGCCAAGAUAGCCAAGGCCAAAGGAAGCACAUCCCUCUCUCAGGCCGAACUUACCCAUCCUAGUCCCUGUACUCUCUUCUACAGUCAGGAGUUCCUGCCAUGGCCCAGCAGAGGCUACAGAACAUGGAAGACAGCUUUUAGACUGCUACUUCUCCCUCAAGAGCCCAGGCCCCCUAGGGCUUGACCACGAGUCCAGUGACACAAACCUUGGCACCUUACAGAUGUUACAGUGGGAGCCAAGAGAUGGCCAUCCCAUAUGCCUGGGCAAAAGGAAGACUCCAGCCUUCAGGGGCUGUUUACAUAAUCCUAUUCUUCUGGGCUUGGUUUCACCAAUGGCAGCUCCUUGGCAAAACGAAAGGUAGAGUGGGAAGGAGAAGUUUGGGGAUGAGGGAGAAGAGAAUGCACAGAUAAAAGCCACCAUCUUGGAUUCUUGUGGACACCUCUCAGUGGUUCCCACUUCUUGAGAAGGCCUCCAGGAAUACACAUGGCAUAGUGGUCACAGCAAAUACUUCUCCACUUCUGACCAGAGGAGAGAGGACCCUUAAAUCUCUCACAAAGGAUGCCCAAUGAUUCAGCUGAUGCUUAAAGCCCAGGAGAUGAACAAUGGAUUCCGUGAAAAUCCCACAGGCCUUUGACCCAAUGGGCCUCACUUUGCUGGUUAGCAAGCUGUUUACUAAGCCCUGUUGGCAUUUGGGAACCUGGGCUCUUUGCCAUCUAUUCACUGGCAACUUCCUAUUCCUGGCCAGUUGAACUUGGCCUCCCUCUGUCAUCCUGGAAAGAGAAGAGUAGCCUCAACUGAGGUGAAAAUCAAGUCACCCUUCCUGGAAAGAGCCAGUGUCCUACUGCGCAUGCUCUUUGGGGUAGGUGGGAAGAGCCAGAGGGAUCCAAGGAACUCCCGGCCUCCUGGACCUGCCAAACUUAAGGAUGUUCACUAGAAAAAAGAAUGUUUUUAGUAGUAGGAUAUCAUAGCUACAAGGGCCCAGGGGGAGAGGGAAGCUGCCUCCUGGAGAAUUAACCAAAGACCCAACACAGAGAAUAAGGUCAUCUUUCGUCUCUCAUCCGGAGCAGUUGCAGCUUUGGGGAGGACAGCCAAGGAAGGAGUAGCAGCCAGUGGAGUACCAGCAAGGGUAUGGACCAGAUGAUCUGUGGGUUCCAGCUUGCUGUGAAUGUCCUAGAAUCUGGGACUUUAAGAUUCUUUUUAAAAGAAUAACAAAUGUAGGGUUAGGCAAAAAGUGGCCUUAAAGGAAGCAUAAUGGGGCCCACAGGCUCCAUUAGGCUCUGCAGGGGAAGGAGAGCUGGAAAUUCUGAACAGAAAACCAGGGGACACCAGCCACCCCUCCCACCUAGCUCCCAGUUCUGCUAGGGGGCCCAGCUCAGCUAGGAAGAGUCACAUUUCCAUCUCAAGGGUUUUCUCAGCAGUGAGGGGAAGGAGCCUCUCUAGAAAAGCAGAAGACCGACUUGGUGGGGUCCUCCAAACUGUGAGCUGCAGGACUCAACCCACUGGCCUCUAAAUGACAGCAGCUCUGAUGGCUGUCUACACUGGAGGAGGGAGACAGGACUAGACGUACAGUAGAGCCUGAUAUAUGGAAUGGCAGGAAAAGCCAUGCUAGCAUGAGCUUCAGCAGGUUGUGAACACAUGUGUGUCUGAGGUAUGAGAUUUGGGAGCCAGGGGUGAAGGACAGAUUUGACUAUAUGAUGUAGUCCAGGGCAUGCAAUAACAGAGGGUCCUUUGGGACCUGGUAUGUGUGUGUAAUGUGUAUACAUGAGUGAAUUAGGGACAAGGGAGACAAAUCUGGACCAGCAACAGAGCCCUAUCUAUGUAAAAACAGGAGAAGCCAUGUCAUGGGGUUCUGGUGAGAACGUGCGUGCGUGUGUGUGUGUGUGUGUGUGUGUGUGUGUGUGUACUGUGCACUAAACAGCAGAGAACUGAGGGCAGGAAACCCCUGAAGCAUAGCCAAAUGUGUGUAAAAGGAGAAGCCAUGUCAUCAAAGGGUCUGUGUGUGAGUUCUAUAGACUGGUGUGUCCAGCAGAGAGCAGAGGGAGGACAUACAAUGCCUGUUGAAUGUGAGGAGCCCUGUAGAUGGGAGGUUGGAGCAUGUAUGUGAGUGUGCUCAUGCCCAUGUGUGUCCAGACACACAUAUGUCUCAGCUCACAGCAGGAGCAGGACGGACAAUCAAUCAGGAAGUCUUGGCAUCAGGGUUUGCACUCUUGCCAUGGGAGGGGCUGUGUGUCACACUUUGUGGCGGUUGUGCAAGCAUACUAGUGGGAAGAUGGCCACAGGCUUCAUCCUUCUGUGGCUCAUGGCUGCUGACUCCUUUGCUGUAGCUGGAUUGUCCUGUCUGAAGGGCAGACUUUUUCUUUUACCGUUCCUAAUAAUGGGAUUCUCAGCAAAGUCUUUACCAAUUGCUCUCACCAGCCACAGUCACUAACCAUUGUCUCACUUGUCUAGUACAAUUUCAUAGCACACACCCAUACCCACACUCGUGUCACACACACAUGUGCUUUUGCACAUGACACUAUAUGAACGUGUCGUGUUCUUCUGAGGCUAUGCACUAUGUAGAUUGUGAUGGGAGGAAGAAAAGGAAGUUGCUGGGGUGGAAGACUUUCGUCAAAGGAAUGAAGAACAGAGGGCAAGCAGAGGGGCCCUCCCAUUAGGGGAAUUCCCCCAAAGGUAUCGGCAUGGUUUUUAUACUCCUGCACGGAAGUAGGAUGCUGUGCUAUCUGAUCUCCCAUUCCAUUCAAGCCUUAUAUCUGGAGGUAUGGCUAAUGCUCAACCUCUGGCCAAUGUCCUGUGUUCUAGAGACCAGCCCAGGGUGUGGAGCACAACAGAGAUCACCCUGCCUGUGUCUGAACUGUGACUCUCCCUGGGUGCUGAAGCUGACAUCCCAUCUGUGAAAUGGGAACGGAGGGUAGAGGACGGAAGGGAGGUGUUCCUUAGCAUUAAACUGAGGCUGCCCUGCUGCCGGUAGGUUGCAGCUGCACCGGCGUGGGGGCACAUGUGUGUGUGUGUGUGUGCGUGCACAGCACAGGGGCACCAAGGAGUAAUAGGAAGCACAAAGCUGGCUUGGAUGGAGCAGAAGUUGAAAUGUGCCUGACAGGUGCCUGAUUGUCCCUGUGUGGUCCCUCAGGACAGCCUGAACAGAAGAGUGCUCCCCUCCCACAUGAUCCCACCCUGGCCAAACUGAGGAGCAAUGAAGAUGAAACUACCCCAUCCCCUCACCAAGGCUCUGGGACUUUUGGACAUUGAGUCCCUCUUCUGUCUCUCCCUUGACCUGAUGGCGACUUCUCUGCUGUGGACAGAUAAGAAAGCCCAAGCAAAGGAUCUGUCUAUAUCCAGGGGACCUCACUCUGCAUGUAUUCUGCAAGGGGGAAAGUGCCCCCUUGGCCAUCGAGCUAGACUCUGAAUCUCUGAGGGGUGGGAGGGUUGCCUCUUCUCAGGCCAGACUCUGCCUCAGCCAGAAGAGCACAGCUGGCUCCUGCUGGCACCAGCUUAGGAUGGAUGAAUGGCCCUGACAAGCUAGAUAUUGCUCCCCCUCAUUAAAGUCCAGGAAAAUAGAAGUCAAACCCAGGCCCCAAUUCUCUAAGAACUAUUAGAAGCCCCUUCUGCCUUCCUUUCCAAGGAAUGGUGGAGGUAGGGAGUGCAGCCUCUGUUUAGUCACUCAGCAUGAAGUGGAUCCUUCUCCAAACCAUUCCCUGAUGUGUAUGCAAGUAACCAAAAAUAGGCUAAAGUCAGUGGCCUACAUCUGGAAGGGUCCAGAGAGGAUACUCAUAUGGAAAGGGAGGACCUACUGGAAUGGACAGACAGCUGUAUGGAUUUAACAUCUGACACCAGCCCAGCCCUAUGGGCAGAUAGAAGAAAUGGGCUGGCUCUGUGGAUGGUCUCUAAAUUAGACACAUCUGAAAGUCCUAAGUUAGCAGGACACAUCUGGAAUGGGCUCAGCUACUCACUGCAGUGGGAGGACCAUACCCUAUCUCCACACCAGUUUGAAGGAAGCUCUCAUUUCAGUGCUGGAUUUGCUCUGGAGUUAAAUAUUUCAGAGUUGAGGUGGUACAUGAAGUCAUAAAACUGUUUUAGGUAGAAAGUUAAUGUUCUGUACAAUAUAUAUAUGAAUGUAAAUAUAUAUAUAUAUACUGUAUAUAUAUAUAUGCACAGUGUAUAUACGACCCAUAGCCCAUGUGUAUACAACCUUUCCCCGCACGUCUGCACACAGAGUGUACACAUCCCAGCCAGCGUGGGUGGGGACUAGGUGACAGAUGGGAGCUAUGGCAACAAGAUCUGGGACAAAGGUUGCAUAGCCCUUGGGGACUGGGCAGACUCUGCAUCCAGCAGCACUCCAGACCUUAAAGAAGAGGACAAUACUGCAAAGCUGGAAAGGACAUGGAGGCAAGGAGUGGCCACGGGACUUUGUCCCAUCUGGGAGUCCAUCUGGCAAGAUCCCUGGGCAUGUCCAAGAAGCAGUGUCAUGCUAGUACCUGGCCCCUGUGCCACCAUCACAUUUUUGUUCUGAAGCAGCUAACGGGAAGUGGAAGAGCUGGGGCAGAGGAGGCCAUGCCCUCAGCCUGCUCUCAUACCUGUCUACUAGUCACCUGGUAGGUGUCAGGCUCUACCUGCAACACUCUAUGGGAGCAAAGGCCUCAGAUUGUCCCCCCAUGUGGAGGCACCCACAGCUCACAGCUAAAAGAAACGGCUUUUGAAGAGAAAGAUCCAUGGGCACUGCCAGAAUGCCAGAAUGCAUCCUGAUGCCCUGGUUACCCAUCCUGCUCUCAUUGCUCCUGCUUUCUAGGACAGAGAGCCUCAAAGCACCCUAGUUUGUCUCCAUUUUACAGAUCAAACCCCUGAGGCCCCCCAACAGCAGGAAGCAGCCAUAGACUUGGUAAAGGUCUAGCCAAGAGUUUGCCUCAGUUCAGACACCCUCCCCAGUUCCAUUUGACCUGGGACCAGCUGUCAGGGAGCAACCAAGGAACCAGAGAGAUGAGAGGCAAGAAGGCAGCUCCACCUGAGCACAGCCUGAUGCCGUCUGGCUGCCCUUCUCCCCCAUCACGUCUCCCCCAGCAGGGCAGCCGGCAGUGAGUCCCCAGCAGGCUGCACACCUCUGUCCUGCCUCCCGUGGAUCCAUCUGUUCCCUGUAACCCCAGUCCUUCCGCCCCUUCAUGGGUCCGAGCAUCUCUGGAGCAUGCAGGGAGAGAUCUGGACAGGACUUCACAUCCGCACAGAUCACAGCCUACCCUCUGCUUCAAGCCCAAGCACUUAAGCGGUCAGUCUCUGGGGUCUGGCCAAGUGCAUCUGAAUCCAGCCCCUAAGUAGGGUCCUUUCCUGGCUCCACAGAGACCAGAGGUUCUGGGGGCCCUCAUGCCACUGUGUUCUGAAACCCCAGCCCAUCUCUGCCUGGGCAGACUUUCUGGCUGGGCCUCUGUGACGAGGACCUCAGUUCCCAAUCCUGGGGCUGAGCCUCAGACAGCACCAUGGGCCUCCCAGAGCCCUGGCCUGUCCCACUACCCAGACCAGAGUGCCUGGACACCUUCCACUCCCAUUCAACUUGGUUCCCACACACUGGUCUCGGGGCCAUUCAGGGGAUGCCCUUUGUGGACAUGCAGAAUUUCUAUGAAUAUAGUUUUUUGUAAACAUUUUGUAACAAUUUGGGUUUCAUAGUAACUGUGUUACUUGCCAAUCAUUCUAGGCUGAUGUAAAUAAAUUUCCAAACAAAUCCGAUUAUUUUCCUUUUUAAGACACUGUGAUAUAUCAAAGUGCACAGUUUGCUGUAUGAAGUAAUAUGGUUUUAAAUUUUAAAUAAAGAAAUGUUUCUA
Molecule: messenger RNA, 8811 nt
Organism: Chinchilla lanigera (long-tailed chinchilla)
Lineage: Eukaryota; Metazoa; Chordata; Mammalia; Rodentia; Chinchillidae
Gene: Grik3
Product: glutamate receptor, ionotropic, kainate 3
Exons: 16
Coding region: 27-2786 (919 amino acids)
Biological process (GO): synaptic transmission, glutamatergic; modulation of chemical synaptic transmission; monoatomic ion transport
Cellular component (GO): kainate selective glutamate receptor complex; postsynaptic membrane; presynaptic membrane
Molecular function (GO): transmitter-gated monoatomic ion channel activity involved in regulation of postsynaptic membrane potential; kainate selective glutamate receptor activity
Source: RefSeq, a predicted model, not a curated record